GCGUGCAGAUGCUCUCAAGAUGAUUGGCAAAUUUGAUGCUGCAAUUGGUUUAUUCUUUCUACUCUGCUGCCAUACAUGUAGUGCUUCCGGAUGUUUGCACCACCUCACCGGAAAACGAGGCUACAUAUCAAGUUUCACUGACGUGACGUCAUACCCCUGUGAGUGGGACAUCACUACUGACGUGGGCAGGAUAAUACUGCUCAAUUUCGAUACCAUGGGUUUCCGCCGAGGUACAGACAGCUGUACUUCUGACGUUUUGACGUUCUACGACGGAGGUUCUACAAACAGCGAGGUCCUCGACAGCUUUUGUGGAGACCAGCCUCUACCUGACUUAGGACAUUUACACUUAUCCACGGCUAGUACCGGCAACAAGCUAUACGCUGUUUUAACACGUCGUCUAGCUUCACGGACCCAGUUCAGCCUCGCAUUUACCACAAGGGAAGUGGAGGAUGAGCCGGUGUUUGAUGAAGAUACGUUCGUCCCGCAAACAGAAAAGACAUUUAGCAAUCGUUCAGUCUCGAAUUUUGUUCAGCUGGAGAUUUUUGACUGGCCCUUCACCAACGUUAGAGGAAUCUAUCCGUACGCCUACACAACUGACAAGAGAAGCCCGAUUACGUUUGGCUAUACCUUCGAGUUCUACCUUGCUAUCCAAGAAGGAGUCCUUGAUUUUGAAUUAACGCCAGACACCGAGCUAAGCUGUGACCCAAUCAAUAAUAGCACCAUGGCAGGGGGCGAGCUGUAUAUGCGAAAAAUUGGAACAUAUCCACUUGACGACUGGCCAUGGAUCCCCUUCUACAUGUACGACUACCCAUGGGAGAGAAAUAUUGCCGUCGUAAAGUACACGUAUUACAAUGUCAAGGUAGGACGGUUAGUAUGGAACACUGACAUGAAUAAAAUCAGCUGUACAACUAAUGGCGAGGAGUUUAGGACUGAAGUCAUUGUGACAGCCUGCCCCAUCGGCCGGUUCGGGCGGUUCUGUGCGGAGCGUUGUCGGUGUUACAACGGAGCAAUGUGUCACAGUUUCAACGGUGCGUGCAGGUGCGCCCCUGGCUGGACAGGAAAGAACUGCAACACAGAAUACCCAGAAGUACUCAUCAGUACUUCUACCAGUGACCUGUCAGACUUGCGAUACGGACAGGAACUGCAGCUCACCUGCACAGCCUACAGUUUUGAAGUGACCAACAUCACGUGGUUCUCUCAGGAUGGGAACAAAACUCUGUUGAAUGUAACGAACAGCAGCAACUCUUCUGUUCUACACGUCAACUCCCUGGUGCCUGCGUAUGAAGGUCUGUGGACCUGUGAGGCUCUCAGCAUGAGUGGAGAUGAAUAUUACGACACAGUGAAUAUAACAAUAGCAGGUUGCCAAGAUAACUUUUACGGCGAGCGAUGUGACCAGGUCUGUAACUGUACCGGACAGGCUACGUGUGACCGGCUUCUGGGGUGUGCAGGACCAGUCUCUGAAUACACUGCAGGAUCCCAGACGACACUACUGGCCGUCAGUCUGGCCGCAGCCGGACUGACUCUCCUCCUGCUCGGCGCCAUCUUCCUGCUCCACAGACACAAGAAGAGGCAGCGGGUGGGAAACAUCGACGAUCCAGAAGUCUUUCAACUGGAACAGAAUUUAAAGGCCGUGAUGCCACUUGCAGAAAGUUCCUUAUCAAGUAGUAUCGACAUCGAGUUACUGAAAGAAAGGGAGAUCGACAGGGAUAGGCUGCAGGUCCAACAGCUCCUGGGAGAGGGCGCUUUUGGUCACGUAGUCAAGGCAACGCUCGCACACCCUGAUAGAGAUAAUGAAGUGGUCGCCGUCAAGAAGUUAAAAGGUCCGCUCGAAUUGGUGCUGGAAUAUGCCGAACACGGGAGUCUCCUGCACCUGCUGUGGACGUUACGUGCGGAGUCCAAACUCAACAGGACCGUUCUGGUCAACAAACGGCACAUCUUCGAGAACAUGAUGGUGGAAGUGUGCUCCGGUCUGGAGCAUCUGGCAAGCAGGAGGCUUGUUCACCGAGACAUCGCAGCCCGUAACAUCCUGAUCUGUGGGAAGGGAACCGCCAAGAUCGCGGACUUCGGGCUGGCCCGGGACAUGUACGCUGUGGGGUACCAUCGGCAGGACAGGAACAGCGAACUCCUGCCUCUGAAGUGGAUGGCGCCGGAGGGCCUGAAGAAUGAGGCUUUGUUCACAGACAAGAGCGACGUGUGGUCUUUCGGGGUCCUGUUGUGGGAGGUGGCGCAGCUGGGCCGCACGCCGUACCCUGGGAUGGAAGGUGCAGACAGACUGUACGAUGCUCUGCAAAACCACUUCAGACUCCCCAGACCCCAGCUGUGUACAGAGGAAAGAUACCAGCUGAUGCUGCAGUGCUGGAAGUUUAACGAGAAGAACAGACCUGGCGCCACGGCUAUCAGAGAACAGCUGGAGGUGGAUCCCAAUGGAUUUUUCUGCUUUAAUGCACCAAUGGCAGUGAUGCAGUCAGGGGCACAAGUCACUUCGGUGUGA
Branchiostoma floridae (Florida lancelet) is the source of this 2491-nucleotide messenger RNA. RefSeq lists its product as uncharacterized. Gene Ontology annotation, molecular function: transmembrane receptor protein tyrosine kinase activity; ATP binding. The coding region runs from base 20 to 2491 and encodes 823 amino acids. Gene Ontology annotation, cellular component: signaling receptor complex. The transcript has 21 exons. Gene Ontology annotation, biological process: protein phosphorylation; cell surface receptor protein tyrosine kinase signaling pathway; multicellular organism development. The record is from RefSeq and is a predicted model, not a curated record. Lineage: Eukaryota; Metazoa; Chordata; Leptocardii; Amphioxiformes; Branchiostomatidae.